UGUACUGCGUUACUUCCCACGUCUGCUUAAGUAAAGCAGUUAAAAUACUUAAGUAGAUAAAUGAUUUGUAACUCGUUACUUUACACCACUUCUACUUUUACCAGAGUACUUCUACUAAAGUUACUGAGUGCCACCCCAGGGGAAAAAAACGGAAAAAAAAAAGUGCGGAAACGUGACAGAUCUGGCAAGACCGCUACGCGCUUGGUUUGACUAGCCCUUUUAUUUUCCGGGUUGCUCGGCUGCGGCUGCCAGCUGACACUCGCUGAGGAGGGGAGGUCAAAGCUGACUCGCUCGCUCGCUCUCUCUCGGUGUCUGUCGCUCGCUCGUGUCAGCGAGAGGCGGCUAACCGGCGCAGCAGCAGCAUCACCAACACCACCACCACCAUCAUGGCGGACCAAGGCGAAGCCCCGGUUCCUGUGCAGCCGCCGCCGCCGACUACAACUAGCUGGCCAAUUACCAGGGAGUCGUACGAGCUACAGGAAGUCAUUGGUAGCGGGGCCACAGCGGUGGUGCAGGCAGCCCUGUGUUCCCCCAGACAGGAGCGUGUUGCCAUUAAGAGAAUCAACCUGGAAAAAUGCCAGACCAGCAUGGAUGAAUUACUGAAAGAAAUUCAAGCAAUGAGCCAAUGCAACCAUCCUAAUGUUGUCACCUAUUAUACUUCCUUUGUGGUGAAGGAUGAACUGUGGUUAGUCAUGAAACUUCUUAGUGGGGGCUCUAUGCUGGAUAUUAUAAAGCACACAAGCAAAGAAGAGGACAAAAAUCUCGAUGAACCAAUAAUUGCCUCGAUUCUGAAAGAAGUCCUCGAGGGCCUGGACUACCUGCACAGAAAUGGACAGAUUCACCGGGACGUGAAAGCCGGCAAUAUUCUCCUGGGAGAAGAUGGAUCUGUUCAGAUUGCAGAUUUUGGCGUAAGCGCAUUCCUAGCCACAGGGGGGGAUAUGACAAGAAACAAAGUUCGAAAGACAUUUGUUGGCACGCCAUGCUGGAUGGCACCAGAGGUGAUGGAACAGGUGCGAGGUUAUGAUUUUAAAGCAGACAUUUGGAGUUUCGGAAUAACGGGCAUAGAACUAGCGACAGGAUCUGCGCCCUAUCACCGCUACCCCCCUAUGAAGGUCUUAAUGUUGACGCUGCAGAACGAUCCACCCACUCUGGAGACUGGUAUUGAGGACAAGGAAAUGCUAAAAAAAUACGGCAAAUCGUUUAGGAAGCUAAUAACUAUGUGCCUUCAGAAGGAUCCUGCCAAAAGACCUGCAGCUGCAGAGCUCUUGAAGAGUAAAUUUUUCCAAAAGGCUAAGAACAAAGACUAUCUGGUUGAAAAGCUACUGUGCCGUGCACCAAAGAUAUCCCAGAGAGCAAAGAAGGUGAGGCGGGUCCCAGGUUCCAGUGGCCACCUGCACAAGACGGAGGAUGGCGACUGGGAGUGGAGCGACGACGAGCUGGACGAAGGCAGUGAGGAAGGCAAGGCGGCGGUAACCCAGGGCAGGUCGCGGCGGGUCAAGGACGAGUCCAAAGAAAAUGAGGAGAAUGUCAAGAAUGUUCCUCUUGAUGGGUUAUCCAUCCAGCAUCCCCAGGUGGAGCCACUUGGGGAUUCACCAUACAUUGAAGGUGCUGUGAACAUGGUCCUGCGACUAAGGAACUCCAAAAAGGAACUGAACGACAUCCGGUUCGAAUUCACUCCUGGACGAGACACUGCUGAUGGUGUUUCCCAGGAAUUGUUCUCCGCGGGUCUUGUCAAUGGACACGAUGUGGUUACUGUUGCUGCUAACCUUCAAAAGAUUGUAGAUGACCCAACUACCUACAAAGUAUUGACCUUUAAGCUGGCCUCCUGCUGUGACGACACCGAACUCCCAGACGAGGUGAAGCUGAUCGGCUUUGCGCAGCUGAGUCUUAGCUGAUGCUCUCUUCAUGCCUCAAGCAGGUGAGACGGGACCUACACGUUCAGGGUAGACAGGUUGAGGAACAAAAAGCACCACCUCCAGCAAACAUCCUCCCUCGAACAACACCCCUCCCCUCCCCCACCCCCCACCCCCAAGCACCAAACUUCCUUGCGUUCCUCCGCCCAACACACGACCAGGGAUCAGGAUGAAGCCCAGGAAACUACACGUACUCAGGAUGUGAAAGAAGGUGAUUUGAAAUGUAGCUUUGAAUGUUCUAUUUAUUUAUUUCCUCAAAGAAUUUUUUUUUGUUUUACAUCACGUUACCUCUUGCGUUUCUCAAAGCUCUUGAUUAUUAUUUAUUGAAAUUUUUUCCCCCACUUCUGCCAAAAUGAAAUUUGCUUUGACUUGCAUCUGAAAAUCCCAACUCAUGUGAUUCCCUGCGUUUCUCAUGUGAAGCACAUUUUCAAAAUAACACAAUGAAUGUCUUUAAUAAAAAGUAAACGGAUUGUAUUCUAUGAAGGACUAUUAGGGCCACAGUGAAAAGAUAAAAAAUGAAAUUACAACGAUAAAGUCAUGUUAGGAGGAAAUAAAGGCAGAAUAUAAAAAAAAUAUGACAAGUGAAUGUCAACAUUUGCACACAGCGCCCGACAACUAUGAGUCAUCAUUUGAAUGCCGAUAUACUUGGAAUAGUAACACUUAAUCCUCACAGUUACGUAUUUUCCCUCUGAGUAUUACAAUUUGAUUCCCGUAAAAUAUCUACUCUUUUUUUUUGUGGUUUUUAUUUGUUUAUUCUCUCUCAACAAUUCAGCCUUGCACUGUUUUUUCUCAUAACAUUCAAUUUUGUUUCUCAAAAUAUUUUUGUAAAUGUAUUUUCGUUUGAACCUUAGUUUAGUCAUGUUACAAGACUUUAGCUUCAUGAAAUUACAACUCGUAAUUGCUAUUUCGGUGUGGCCCUAAUAAUCCUUCAUAGUGCUUUUAACAUGGACAACAAGUCUUGAGUGUCCAGGGGGGAAGAAAAAAAAAAAAAAAGAGAGAGAGAGAGCUGGGCUCUACUUGUGUUUCAUUUGCUGCUCAAGUCAUGACAGUGUUAAUGCUUCAAAACACUCAAGGUGCCUUGUUCAUUUUCAUGUGCCUACGACAGUAUUGUCAGAGGGAGACCCCACAAAUACGAAGCAGAGUCUGCUUCCGAUUUUAGUUUCACGCACGCGUUAGUCCAGCAAGUGAAGCAUCUUUAUGUUAAUGCACUUUUGGGCUGAGAUGUGUCUGCACCCGACAAGCAGAUGCCUUCGCCCUUAGAGAGAAGUUGUUGUUUUUGUUUUCCACAUAACUGCAGCUGUGGUGAUAUGACGUGAUCUGCUCUGGUUUAUCUACUUUCACAGACUCACUUUUCACUUCAUUGCUCUGACCUGCUGCACAGCAAGACUAAAUGCUCGCAAAAAAAAUAAAAAAAUAAAUGUUGCUAAAAUGUGCUGUGUCCACCAGAGGAUUACUGGCAACAAUACUGAAAUGGCAAUGAAUCUUGUGUGCUCAAACAUGUCCAGUAGCGCAAGAUUGUUUUUAUGUGUUGAUGUGUUGAAAAUCGUACCUAAUAACCACAUUUUAAUAAUUAGUUUUUAUGUACAGUAUGUGUACCCAUGUCAGCAUAGUUCACCUGUUCAUCCCGUGUAACCCAUUGCUUUCUGACAAGAAGCAACGAAUAAAUUGCUAUUUAAACAU
Messenger RNA from Phycodurus eques (leafy seadragon), 3593 nucleotides. RefSeq names its product serine threonine kinase 39 (gene stk39). The transcript is spliced from 18 exons. Gene Ontology annotation, biological process: protein phosphorylation. The record is from RefSeq and is a predicted model, not a curated record. Lineage: Eukaryota; Metazoa; Chordata; Actinopteri; Syngnathiformes; Syngnathidae. The coding region runs from base 387 to 1895 and encodes 502 amino acids. Gene Ontology annotation, molecular function: protein serine/threonine kinase activity; ATP binding.